Strongylocentrotus purpuratus (purple sea urchin) is the source of this 615-nucleotide messenger RNA. RefSeq lists its product as uncharacterized. NCBI's taxonomy places the organism in Eukaryota, Metazoa, Echinodermata, Echinoidea, Camarodonta, Strongylocentrotidae. The coding region runs from base 1 to 615 and encodes 204 amino acids. The record is from RefSeq and is a predicted model, not a curated record. The transcript has 4 exons.
AUGCUCGACCUUAGCGACAUCUGCCCCUGCCAGAAUGGCGGUAUGUGUCUCCUAGACGAUGCCACAUCCUCAGCCACCUGUGAAUGCCCUAUUGGAUACGCUGGUGUGCUCUGUGAGAUGGGUGGAGAAGUUUCACGAAGAGAAAUGGGGAUAGUGUUCAUCGUGUUUGGGUUUUUGGCUGUCUCUGUUCUGCCGUAUACACCUGCAGAAAAUACAGAUACCAGCAUCACUGUGAUAGAAAUUGAAUGGAACGAACCCACCGUCAUAUCUUCACCCGACUAUCCAUCCUCCUACUACAACUCGAACCUCGACCUUACUUGGGUACUCAAGGCUCCAGAGGGUCACAUCCUCCAGAUACAUAUUCUAGACCUGGCCCUAGAGACGGAAUACGACUACUUGUACAUUGGUUAUGGGCCCGGUCCCAAUGAACCUGGUUCUUGGGAGCUUCAGAAACUGACUGGGUAUAGCAAUUCCAGUGAACCCGCUACACUCGGUCACUCUAUGUGGGUCAGGUUCACCACGGAUGUCUCAAUGGGUGAUAUUGGAUUCAGUCUUCAUGUCACAGCUAUACUAAACCCUUGUAAGAUCAUAUUAGCCAUAGGUUAUGCUUCUUAA